UUUCCCCGGGGCGGGGAGGGUGGGACGCUGCGAGGAAGGACAUUGUCAGCGAGCCCGUCGCCAUUUGGGCUCCCUCGGCGAGGGACGAAUCACUCCCGACCUUCUUGGAGCGGGCGGGAAAACCGGACGGCACCCUGUGGGGUCAAAGGUCAACGGGCUGGGCAAUGGAGAGCUUCAAUGAGCUUCUUCUCAAACUCAGGGAGGUCCAUGAGCGAGAGCUUGAAGGCUGGCAGAUGAAGGUCCAAGAGUUGUCCAACAAGAAAGGCUGCGACACCAAGCGCAUGGAGGAGUUGUUCGCCAGGAACCAGCAGAUGAAGGAGCAGCAGCGAUUGCUCACCGAGAACAUCAAGACCCUGGAGAACAGGCUGAGGGCGGGCUUGUGCGACCGCUGCACGGUCACUCAGGAGGUGGCCAAGAGGAGGCAGCAUGAGUUCGAAGUGUCGCAGAUGCAGACCCUCCACCACGUCACGCUGCUGGGUGGAGAAAUUAAUAGCCUUAAAAAGGAAAACAGGAGACUGAGAGACGAGAUCGUCACUUUAAGAGAAGCACUUAACAACACACCCUCGGAGGCCAAACCCAACAUCUCCCCCGGCCUUUCGCCGAACUCCGGGCCGGUGUCGCUCAGCGCCGCGGCGACGGGUUACGCCCGUCCCGAUCAGCCAGCGGGUGGCGACGUUGCGGUGAAAACAGACACGAACGAGCAUCAGACGGAGUUCAGACAGCUGCGAGCCAUGAGCAAGAGUCACUUUCCCAUUUCACUUUCCACUUACACGUCACCGUCCUGGAAGACGGAACACAACGCAGCAGGAGAGAGGAGAUCUCACAUCGUGGAGACCAUUGACCAUCAUCCCCUGAAGACCUCCUCCCUCUCCGACCUAAGUCCACAUUCUCUCAAGGCCCCCGUGCCCUGUCGUCCUCAGCCAAUCAAGAGCACCUUCCCCUGGGCUAUCCCUGAAUCAGCCACCUGGGCGCCCAUGGCGGGCGGCAGCAUGGUGCUGCACCCUUACCCCAAGUCCGGUCUCCCUGGUUUCCCCAACAUGGUCCCGACGAGCCAAAAUGGCAGCCUGCCAGGCUACGGGCCUCAGUGGCACAAGGCCGUCAAAGAACCCACCGUGGUGUUCCGCUUGAAGAACCCAUCGGAGCACACGGGACAAAACCCUGCGGCCAAGACCCAGGACAAGAAGGACGCUCAGCACAAAGAUCCAUGUGACGGUCCUCUGGACCUCUCCGACAGAGGAAAGUCCAAGACGGGCCAAACACCACUGGCCUGGCAAGAAGGUUUGGACCGGAGACGGGACAAGGACGUGUCACCUGACACGUCUCCGUCCUUACCUCCGGUCUCACAGCGAGAGGAAGUCCCAAACCACAAGCAGGCGGUAAAAGAGCAGGAGCAGAAUAAAGCGGCACAGGGGAAAGCGGAGCAAAGCAAGAAGGUUCCCGCCCUCACGAUAUCACUGCGUCCAGUCGUGGUGCUGGAGACUCUCAACUCUGAUCUUCACACACAAAACACAUCGACAAAUGGCAAGUCGCCAGCAGGGGAGCCGGAGAGCUCGGAGGGGCAAGUGGAGGAGGAAGAAGAGGAAGAGGAAGUGAGUGUGUCAGGACAGGACCAGGACCAGGUCUCCAAGAGGAGGAGACUAUCAGUGGAGGCGGACUUGGACCUGGACUCAGACUCUGACACGCCCGCGCCAGACAAGAAGGUCAAGAUGGGCGUGAGAACUCAGGAGAAGACUUCCUGCUGACUGGACUGGACUGGACCCAAACUGUGACAAAACUCAUAAACACUCCAAUAUAAGGUCACCUUCUCUUCUUCUUCCAUUCAUUGGGAGGCAGGCAGCAUGUCAUGCACUGUUGUUACUACCAAUAUCACAUUUGUCAUAUGUAGCAAAGUAUACAUCGAAUAAUGGAAAUGGAGGAAAAUCUGGGUGUGGAUAGCAUGGCCUGGUUUGCAAAGCAGCAUAUCAUGCACUCUCGUUACUAUCCUCUCAUCAUCAAAGCACUGCUACGAUAAAUGGAAUGCAAGAUUUAAGAGAAGCUUUAUCCAAAUUUGUCAAACGGAUCAAAAAUAUCAGACAAAUCAUCUGGAUUUGGUUAAAGUGGCCUGGCUUGCAUUAAAGAAAGCAGCAUAUCAUGCACUGUCUUAACAAUAAAGGAGCGAUAUGCCAAUGUGUCAAAUGUAUCAAAGUAUAAAGUGAGUAAUAGAAAUGGAGGAACAUUCUCAAUUUGGUCAGUGUGGCCUGGCUUGUGUAACAUCAAGCAGCCUAUCAUGCAUUGUCUUUACUAUUGGAGCGUCAUCAAAGCACUGCAAUGAUAAAUGGAACGGAUUAGUCAGCGAUAUCACAAAUUGGCAAAUGUAUCAAAAUAUUAGACGAUUCAUGAAAAUGGAGGAUAAUGUCAAUUUGGUUAAAGAUCAAAGCAAACUGCAUAUCAUGCACUUUUGUUACUAUUGAUGAGCGGUUUCCUCAUUUGUCAUAUGUAUCAAAGUAUAAGGCAAAUAAUGGGAAUGGAGGACAAUCUAGAGUCGGGCGGUAUGGCCUGGCUUGAAUCCCAUCAAGCAGCAUAUCAUGCACUGUCUUGACUAUUAUUAGUCAUCAUCAAAGCACUGCUGUGAUGCAUCCAACAGGACAGUCACUAAGAGGUGCAAUAACCAAAGUUCAGAAGUACUUUCAUAGCAAGCGACAACGGAUUUGGGAGCCUUGUCGCAAGCAGCCUACCAUGCACUGUCGUGACUAUCAAGGAGCAAUAUCCAAACUUCUCAAAUUCAUCAAAGUCCUGCAUGAAGUGAAUCAUGGAAAUGGAGAAAAUUCAGGAGUCGGAUAGCCUGGCUUGAAUUGCAUCACAGCAGGCAGCCUAUCAUGCACUGUCGUGACUAUCCCCGCAUAAACAAAGCACUGCUAUGAUGAAUCCAACAGGAUAGUCUAUCUAAGAAGAGCAACACCCCAACUUUUCAUAGUGAGUGACUUUUUUGUUUUUAUUUGGUAGCAUCACGGCACGCAGCCUAUCAUGCACUGUCCAUCAUCAUCAUCAAAUCACUGCAAUGAUAAACUGACCAGAAUAGUCUUUGGCGUAUCCAAGGCCACACGUCAUACUUUUAUUUUGGAAACAGCACAGCAAGCAGCCUAUCAUGCACUGUCUGGACUAAUCCAGCAGAGUGCUGCUGUAGUACCUCGGUUUUACUGAGGAGUCCGUUCAAAAAGGUCAGACCUAGACCCAAAUCAUGUAAGUCCAUUGAAUCUGUACCUGACACGAGAAAUUAUGAGCACAAAAAGACAUUUUACAGAGACUAUUCCUAGUUUUAAAGAAUGAAAUGCAUUUAAAUGAUGAAUGAAAUGUACAAAUAAAACUUUUCAAACUUUGUUGAGGACUUUGGUUGGCAAAGCAGAGACUCACGCCAACAAUUCAAUGGAGUUUCUCACCUUCUUUAUCAAACUGCUGGCACUCACAACUUUUUUCGGCCCCACGUGGGAUUAAAAUAAAA
Messenger RNA from Nerophis lumbriciformis (worm pipefish), 3478 nucleotides. RefSeq names its product retinoblastoma binding protein 8-like (gene rbbp8nl). The record is from RefSeq and is a predicted model, not a curated record. Gene Ontology annotation, molecular function: damaged DNA binding. Gene Ontology annotation, biological process: DNA double-strand break processing involved in repair via single-strand annealing. NCBI's taxonomy places the organism in Eukaryota, Metazoa, Chordata, Actinopteri, Syngnathiformes, Syngnathidae.